CAUAUGUAUUCAUGCCGGGCAAGAUGGCGGCGAUACGGACGAUGUGUUAUUGCCAGUGGACAUAAACAGGCAUUUUAUUCAAAAUAGAAAACCGAGGCAGAUACAUUCAUACACUUGGUCGCAUCGUGUGUGUAUUUACCGCGCAACGGGCGUCGACGUCUUUUUUAUUCCGCGCGUUUCUACGUUUUUUUCCUUACAAAAUGUUCACGUUGUAGCUCGCUCGCUAACCGACCAGCUGGCUAACAGAGAGCAGUUACUAGCUAACUGUUAGCUAUCGAUCACAGCCAAGCCGCCGUGAAGUGGAGGAUGGGAGAAAAGCUGGAGCUCAAGCUCAAAUCGCCGGUUGGAGCAGAACCUGCUGGUUAUCCCUGGCCUUUACCAGUAUACGAUAAACACCAUGAUGCUGCUCAUGAAAUCAUCGAGACCAUUCGGUGGGUGUGUGAGGAGAUCCCAGACCUCAAACUGGCGAUGGAGAACUACGUACUCAUUGACUACGACACGAAGAGCUUCGAGAGUAUGCAGAGGCUUUGUGACAAGUACAACAGGGCUAUCGACAGCAUUCACCAGCUGUGGAAGGGGACCACCCAGCCCAUGAAGCUGAACAAGCGUCCUUCCAACGGGCUGCUGAGACACAUCCUACAGCAGGUGUACAACCACUCAGUGACAGACCCGGAGAAGCUGAACAACUAUGAGCCCUUCUCCCCUGAGGUGUACGGAGAGACCUCGUUCGACCUGGUGUCUCAGAUCAUCGACGAGAUGGAAAUGAUGGAUGAUGACACCUUUGUUGACCUCGGCAGUGGAGUAGGGCAGGUAGUGCUGCAAGUUGCAGCAGCAACCAACUGUAAACACUACUACGGUGUAGAGAAAGCAGACAUUCCAGCUACCUAUGCAGAGUCCAUGGAUAAAGAGUUUAAAAAGUGGAUGAAAUGGUAUGGGAAGAAACAUGGGGAAUACACACUGGAGAGAGGUGACUUUCUGUCUGAAGAAUGGAAGGAACGGAUCGCCAACACAAGUAUUAUUUUUGUGAAUAACUUUGCCUUUGGUCCAGAAGUAGAUCACCAGCUGAAGGAGCGUUUUGCUAACAUGAAGGAAGGUGGGAAAAUUGUAUCCUCCAAACCUUUUGCACCUUUAAAUUUUAGAAUAAACAGUCGAAACUUGAGUGAUAUUGGCACAAUAAUGCGUGUGGUGGAGCUUUCUCCACUCAGGGGCUCUGUGUCCUGGACUGGAAAGCCAGUUUCCUAUUACCUGCAUACCAUAGACCGCACUAUACUUGAAAACUAUUUUGCUAGUCUCAAAAAUCCUAAACUCAGGGAAGAGCAAGAGGCAGCUAGGCGACGUCAGCAGAAGGAUACGAAGGACAGUAAGAGCAAUAGCACCACGCCCACAAAACCGAAAGAACAAAACAAGCAGGACUCCUGUGGUGAGGAGGAGCGUCCUAGCUUGGUGACAGUGGUCAAGCCUUCUGCCAAACCCCGAAGAGCCCGUCUCCUCGCAAAAGGUCGCAAGUUGAACAACAAGAAACGUGGUCGACCCAAGAAAGCUGCCCCGGCUGCUGAGAAGAAAAACAAGAAAAAUCAGAGUGCUUUGGAUUUGCUGCACGCAAAGACCCUUUCUGCGGCACCCCCUCAGGAUGGAUACCGGCCACCUCAGAUUCCCUUCUACCACCUACCUCCCAAGGUACAGCACUAUCCCCCUAGUCAACUGCUGUUGAGCCCGACUCCUCCUGGUCUGCAACAACUGCUAGAUAACAUCAAAGUUCAAUACCUCCAGUUUAUGUCCCACAUGAAGACUCCUCAGUACCGCUCCAACCUGCAGCAGCUUUUAGAGCAGGAGAAGCAAAAACACAGGGACCUGUCGGGGCAAGCAGAGCAGCUUCACUCUGUCUGUCAGUCUCACAAGGAUAAGAUCAAAGGUCUCUUUCAGACCAAACUAGAUGAGUUGGGAGUGAAAGCAUUGACUGUGGAGGACCUACUGCAGGCCCAGAAGGAGAUUUCAGCCCACAAUCGUCAGCUGAAAGAGCAGACAAAGCAGCUUGAGAGAGACAUGGCCUUGCUGAGAGACCACAGCCUGCUACUGCUGAAGUCCCGAUGUGAGGAGCUAAAGCUAGACUGGGGAUCUUUGUGUCUGGAGAGUUUGUUGAAGGAGAAGCAGGCGCUACGUAGACAAAUCUCUGAGAAACAGAGACACUGCUUGGAGCUGCAGAUCAGCAUUGUGGAGCUGGAGAAAAGUCAAAGGCAGCAGGAGCUGCUUCAACUCAAAUCCUACAGACCCUGUGAUGGCUCCCCAUACAGAAAGAGCCUGGAAUCGCGAUCUUCCACAGACAUGGACUCUUCUAAUCUUUGCCUGUCCUCAGCCCCAGCCCUCAAUGGUGUCAGCCCAGAGCUGUCUAUCAAUGGCACCAGCUCACCCUGUUUUGACCGGGCCAACACCAAGGGGGAGCUUCUUUCUCGCUACCUGCCCAUCUCUCCAGACCAUGAAAUUGUACCCGCCACCCCUGAUGCCCGGCAGAGGCAGCAAAGUUCCUCCUACGCUCUUCCUGAUUACACACGCUUCUCCCCUGCCAAGAUUGCCUUGCGGAGGCAUCUUAACCAGGACCCCACUGCCUCUGCUCACUUGAGAGGUCCAGGACUGACCGCACACAGGGAAUUGGGUGCUGUUAACUCUCCACUUGGAGUCAAACAGAACUGUCCCUCUCCAAAUGCAUCUGAUGCCCAGAAUACUCCUAAAAGUUCUGAGAGGGGUGGCAAGGAGAGGAGCCCGUCUGUUCAAGGUGACAACAGCAUUACCAGCCUUCCAAUAAGUAUCCCUCUGAGCACUGUCCACCCAAGUAAAUUACCAGUCAGCAUCCCUCUGGCCAGCGUGGUGUUGCCCAGUCGUGCUGAGAGACUGAGAAGUACUCCGAGUCCUGUGUCUCAGGCAGGUCAGACCAACGGAUAUUCAGGUUUGAUGAAUGGAGGUCCCCAUCCUGAGGACCAUAAUGGUGCUUCUUCAUCACCUCCUCCACACAACAACACUCUGUUGACAGGACCAAUGGGCCGAGGAGGUCCCAUUCAGAGCCCUCCGCUCGGCACUGGAGGGGUGCUCCAGUAUGCAGAUGGACCCCCAAGGAUUCUUCCAGAAGAUGGACAGGAUCACCAGGGUGGUGAAUCCGACGCGGAGCCCCAGGACAGUGAACUGCGGAGGAGAAUCUUCUUCUCUUCUUCCUCCUCUUCAUCCUCGUCUUCCUCUUCAUCAGGCAGUGGAGGCAGUGCGGCCGGAGGAUCACGCCUCCACCAUCACACUGGCAACUCAGCCAAGCAGGGAUACCACAGUAACCAUGGAAACCACCACCACCACCAGUCCCCCGGCACCCAACACACUCACCCACUCACACAUACGUCGUCAUCACACUCCUCUCACAGCCUGGGAUCUCAAGAGGGACGUAAGCGUGGGAGAAGGAAGCGCAGCUCCACAGUGGCUGCUGUCACGGCCAGUGGAUCCCCAAAGAGGAGGUCAUUCCCCGGGCUCAGCUCCAACAACCACUCCUCAGGAUCACCACUCAACAUUAACUCCAUGGUGAACAACAUCAACCAGCCUCUGGAGAUCUCUGCCAUCUCCUCCCCAGAACAAUCAAGCCGCAGCCCCAAUGGGCCUGACUUGGACCAGCCCCCCGUCUUGAAGAGAGAGCGCCCCCUGGAGCUCAAUGGCACAGGUCGUUAUUCCUCAGCCCCUAGCUCUGAUGAUGAGGACUCAGGAUACCCUGCCGACAGCUCCAGUUCACGAAUUGAAAGAAAAAUUGCCACUAUAUCCUUGGAGAGCAGAGAUGGACCUGGUAGACUAGGGGACGGUGAAAGAGUAGGCAGGAAAUCUGGUAGCAGCAGUGGUAACAGCACAGGCAGCGAGGCCUCCUCUUCGUCCUCCUUGUCCUCUAACAGCAAGUGGAAAUCCACCUUUUCGCCAAUUUCCGACCCCAAACAACCCAACUCUGAUCUGAGACAGGGGGGUUCUCCAUUUGGCAUGGGGGGGUCAAGCCGGGGCACAGACUCAGACUCUGACCACAAACAACAGCAUCAGCAGGUGAGGAAAGGGAGUGAUGGAGAGUGUUCCAGCUACAUGACCGCCAACCCCUUCCUCAGUCAGGAGUCAGGGACCCGGGGUGGAGGCAGCGGCGGUGGUGGUGGUGGUGCCCAGGGAGGCAGUGGUUCAGACCAACGCCAGGCCCUUCAGAAGCAGAAGGCCCCUCGUGACUGGGAGAUGAAGACGAGCAGCAGCAUGGCCAGUCAGAACCUCUUCAUAUCUGCCGCUGCCAGCAGUGGAGGGGGCAUACUGAGUGGGAAGGUGGGAGGCAGUCCUGUAGCAGUUUCCUCAACCACAGGGUCUGUGGGACAGUACCUGGGGUCUCAGUUUCCACUUGGCGGGACCUCAGUGUUACAGUCCUUAUUCGGAGCCCAAACAGGCGGAUCCACGGUGAGUGGAACGCCGCGGCUCGUCAACGGACACUCUGCCCUGGGAAGCUUCUCCAGUGCUGGGCUAGCAGGGGGAGCAGCUGGAGGUAUUUUUCACCACGUGGUCCCCACAGUGUCCUCCCAUCAGUUUGGGGUGACGCUGCCUACCUCUGGAGGCCUCAGCUCUCUGCUCAGUCUCUCCUCCUCUUCCUCUACCUCCUCCCAAACCCAGCAGCACACCACUCCCCAACCAGCCUCCACGCGCCUGGCCUCCGUGUCCUCACCGCUCCCCCUCUCCCUGUCCCAGGCUCAGCACAGCCGCAUCCAGUCGGUCCUGCAUAGUCCUUCUCCUCCCACGCUAUCCCUGCCCCCUCCUCCACCCCUGCACAGCGUUCCCUCCUCCUCAACACCCACGCACUCUGACGUCCCGCCAUCCUCUCGAUCUGACUCCCUCCACUCCUCCCGUCUGUCCCAUUCCUCUCUCCACCACCAGAGAGCACAGUCAUCCCUCUCUCUCAACAUCUCCUCCUCCACCUCUGCCUCUGUGUCUGCUGCUGCCGCUACUGCUUCCCUCUCCUCAUCUCUGUCAACCACCUCCUCAUCUCGUCCAUUCGCAGUGCACUAUUCCCCUCGGCUGCCCCCUCCACCACCGGCCAGCAGCUCAGGUGGUGGCGGGAGCAUGUGGAGGACUCAGGGCAUGCAUGGUACCUACACCACCUCCCAGCUCCCUGGCUCCCGACCUAGAUAGGGUUUGGGGGUGAGGGGAAGUGGGGGAGGGAGGAUGGAGAGGAGAAGGGCAAAGGGCAAUCAGAGGGUGGAAAGAGGGAGAGAAAGAGAGAGAGAGAGAGAGAGAGAGAGAGAGAGAGAGAGAGAGAGAGACUGGUAGGGAGUGAGAGACAGACAGGAUACCUGUUUUCCCUGUGCUCCCACAAGCUGUUGUUCUGAUUGAACAAGGUAAUUGAUGAAAACUACCUCAACAUUAAAUAAACUAUGCAAAUGUCCAGGUGUGGACCAAGGCACUCUCCUCACUCACUGGUGCUUCGAAACGUCUGCACCACCCAACCGCCUCCAAGACCGGCUUCUGUACUGGGAUCUCUGAAACACACACGCGCGCACACACACACACACACACACACACACACACACACACACACACUCUCACCACCACUAUGGUCACCUUGAGCAGAAUUCACAGAUACUGGUCAUCUUUAUGUGUGGAGUGUGAAUGUUACAACAUAGAAAUCUGUACCGGCUGCUGCCCGGCACUGAAUGAACUGAAUUAUCCAGAAUGGUCUGGUUUAACAUUAAGGUGCUCAAUAGUAUGAUAGUGUGUCAUUUUGUUUGUCUUAGGCACUAUUACAGUAACUAGUGUUCAGUAAAAUAAUCAGUUUUUAUUGAUUUAAUGUAACAUUUAACAACAGAUAGAUCGAAGCACACAGUCCACCUUUUUAAGCUGAAUGUCAUCAGGAGUCACGUUCCCUCCAAAGUUUCACUUCAUACGAGUGCAUGUGUUUGCACAGUCAGACACACACACACAGACCAGUUCACUGAACUCUGCUCAGAUGUCAUGCAGUUUUGCCUCUCUGCAUGCUGUCUUAUCUCUGUUUUCUUCCUGAAAUUCAAUAUUUGUUGCAACAGAAUAGAAUUAGAAACAAGAUGAGGAACGUUUGGUCUAACUUCACACUGGAUAGUAAGAUACAGUUACUCAUGUAGCAGAACAUGUACAAGUCCUGGCUGGUUUGUUGACACCCCUUAAAUUCUGGUUAUGUUUAUGAUUAACAAUAUUUUCAUAUUGGAGAAAAUGAAAAAUGUGGGUACUUACUGUUAAAUCAUUUUUAAAAGCAAAGCGGUGCAAAGAUUGUAAGCUGUUCUGGCUGCCCUUUUUGCCACACAAAACUAAUAUUUCCUUUCUUUGCUACUAACUGGAGCAAAACCAGUGAAGUUCAUUUUCUGAGUGAUUAAAACAAUGCUUCAGGUGUGGUUCAGUGUUUGUCUUCUGAUAUCAGAUAUUUAACAUAUCAAUGAAAGUAUGUUUGUUUACUUCAAAUAUGAAAUCUUUGAUAUUUUGUGACAGUAAUCAGAUAUAUUUAACAUUCUCUAAAUUAAUGAACUGAAGAAUGAAGAGUAUUGAAGUGUUUAUUUUGAAGUCCAAACACACAGCAAUGUUCUGAUUUCAGCCUAAAUUUGAAAAUAUGGUGAAUUAACAACAUUUCAAGGGGUGCCAAUAAUGCUGAGCAGAGUCGAGUGCAUUUUCAUUUUUUAAAAAGACCCCCUGAAUUUAAUUUAAUGAGAUGGUGCUCUGUGUAGACAUAUUCGUUUACUCUCUAGUAGAGACGCAGUGUUGUCAGAGUUGUGGCUACACUGUUCAGUGCUUUAGUGAAGCUGAAUCCAGGUGUAAAAGAAAUACAGUAAAGAUUCAACUCAUUUCUGUAUUUAUUAACAUUUUCUUCUUCAGUCAAUUGGGUAAAUCACACUACGAUGUGGGACCGCAGCAGAAAUACUCUUUACAGCAGGAAUUUUUAACUCUUCUUAAGCUAAACUUAUUCAUAUUUAUUUCUGCUGUUGGGAAAUGCAGGUUUAAGCAAAUGUGGAGUUACACUGCAUUUAGUUCAUACAAACACACGCACACGUACAUGCAUGCAAAUCCUCACACACUGAGAAAACAAUUAACCGUAACCACAACAAACUACUGGUCUCUCUUCACACCUUUUUGUUUGCUUUUUUUAUUGUGUAAUUUGUUUUUUGUAAACAAUGUUUGUACUGUGAAUGUGAUUCAUUCUCCGACUGUAUAGUUGUGUAUAAUUUAGAUUAUUAUAUUUAUGCCGUCAGUCUCUCUAUUUGCCUUGGUAUUUGUUUUUCUUUUUUUUUUUUCAAUCCUGAAAUGUGUUGACAUGUUAGAAUGCAAUAGUGUGUGUACUUGACUCACAGUCUGAAAACAAUGGUGCUACAUUUGGACUGUACCUGAUCUUAUUUAUUGUAUAGUGAAAACAUCAAAAACAAAUUGAAUACUUGGUGCUGUACACAGGGACAUUUGUAAAGCCUUUUUUUGGCAUUUCCUUUCUCAUAUUUAAUAUGCUAUUGUCUGGUUCUUUGAAUGCAUAGUGUACAACUGUAGACACCACCUUUAGAUAAAACUACUCUGCAACAGCUGGCUCAGAGUCUGAGUAAACAGGUAUGAGGACCUGUGUUCAUGUUUCUCACGCCACAGUUUUAAACAUAAGUCGGCCCGCUUCGCUCUCCAAGCGAGCUGCUUAUCUGUUAGUGAACAAGACACACUGUUUUUGUACAUAACUUUGUUUUUCCUUGUUUGUCUAUCAUAAACAGAAAGGUAUAUAAGAAAUGUAUCUAUAUACAGUCUAUAUAUUUGAGUAUAUAUAUAUAUGUGAAUAGGGGUGCUUUGGUGCUGCAUUUUGACCUUAAACUCAACCUGUUAAACAGGAGGCUUGAAGCCAAGGAGAGUGAAGCAUUGCCACACAGAUGGUGCUUAACAACAUGGCGACACAGCAGCACCUGAAUCCUUGUGAUACAAACACACCACAGAAAUAGAAACUCAAAGGCUGUGUGCUUUUACACAGACAAACAAAGGUGCUGUGGCUUGAACACGACUAGUUUCCAGCACUAGAGCUGUCACUUUUAUCAGAUGUUUUCUUUGUGUUUCUUUCUCUCUUUUUUUUUUACCAACCCAGAUUCUGCAGGAAAAAUGGUGCUUCUGUUUCCAAACAAUGGCAAUUCAGAAAAAUCUUUACUGGUGCAUACAAGACUGUGUCAACCUCUUACACACACUGUCUUUAGAUGUCUUACUGUCAAGGCCCUACCUUGUAAUGUGAGCAUAUUGUGUAAUUGCAAAGACAUGCUGAUGUAAAACACUUGUGUUAGGAUGUGUGUGUGCAUCACUUUGUUGGGAGUGAGAGCAGCCAAGCUUCCGGGUUCCUCUGAUAGUGGGAAUACACUUAAGCUCAGUUUGUGUGUUUGUGUGUGUGUGCUUUUUUUUUCCACUUUGCCAGUGCAUAUCGAAGGGAAGAUUAGACUAAUAAUGAAAGCUUUAUUGUAAACUCCUGUCCUGUGCACUCACUCUGUGAACAUAAACGUGUUUUUCACCUGCGAGUGUUCAAGUGAAAAGAAUUCAUUUUAGAACAUAAUUAGAGACUAUAGUCCAUUUGUUACCAGCACUGAGAGGUCUUUUGUAAUUAUUGUUGAUGCUGUUUUGAUUUUCUUAUUCUUGGUGUUUGAUACAAUUUCAGUUACAUGUUAAGCUUUUAAUUGUGUCUUCAGAUUCCUGUCAGUUUUUAAUACUACUAGUCAGACACAGCACGGUGCUCUCCUUCACUUAAAACAAGGAAAUUGCAGCUAUUGAUAAAUACUACUCUUCUCCUGUUGUGCUGCAGGGUUUUAUGGUUUAAUAAUCUACAACACGAGCUUGCCUGGCGGCUUUCUUGCAGUCCAGUCUAACCUAUGGAAGUUUCCCUAACCUGGAGGUGCAGCGCGGUGUAUGUGCGCAUGAGAAUAGUUUGUGGGAAUGGCAAAGAUCACGUUCAUUACAGAUUUCAACCAGUUUUGUAGCUACUUGUACAAUCAGUCAAAGGGGUGAGGUGCUGUUAUUCAAGUCCUUUGGUGUAUGAGCGUGAUUUGAAUUAAAGCUUCUAUGCAGUUCUCCAGCAUUAUCCAUUCUGGUACAUUAUUGAUCUGUGAGAGCUCUGCAGUCGAGGCUGUUUACUCUAAAUCCUGCCAAAGGUCUUAACUCAGGAACUUCCCAUAUUGCUUGAAAUCAUGUAAACAAUUUUCUUUAAACUACUGCAUGUCACAAAUUUAUUCACCAUCUUGUGCAUGAUGAAGUCCCUUUCUAACCCAACUCAGGACCAGGACAACCCCCUCAGUAAGCAUAUUUCAAGGUAAAAUUAGCCAGCUGUCUUGCCAAAUCUCCUCAGAUUGAUUCUCACUGUCGCAUACAUCCAGCCUCUCCGGGUGAAAUCCAGCUUUAUAAAGCUUUACGAGUCGGUCUGAUCUCAAGAAGCUGUGAAAUGGCUAUGACUUUUCAGCAUCUUCCUCAUCUCACAAAUGCCUCUGUCUAGAUUUGUGUCUCUAAGAAUGAGGUUCACUGUCCUUUUGUUGGGAUUCUUCCCCUUUAUUUUGGGGGAGGGGGGUUAACUGACAAUGGACAUGUGACCUACAGUAUGUGUAUAGUGAUCUCUGAUCGGUGCAGCCAGGGCAGGUUUGAGGUGCAAUAACGGCAAACCUACUUUCCAAAAGCCCCUGGGUUUUCAUGAUAAAGUUGUUACUGUUCGAUGUUGGUGCUUUUAUCCUAAGAUGUUAUAAUGAAACAAAUGGAAUUAAUGUUUUUUUUCUGCAUUUUAUGAUUAUUAAUAAAAAUGUUUCAUAUAAUAUUUGAAUUAA
Dicentrarchus labrax (European seabass) is the source of this 9815-nucleotide messenger RNA. It is a transcript of the gene dot1l, whose product is annotated as DOT1-like histone H3K79 methyltransferase. Gene Ontology annotation, biological process: DNA repair; regulation of transcription regulatory region DNA binding; DNA damage checkpoint signaling. Gene Ontology annotation, cellular component: nucleus. NCBI's taxonomy places the organism in Eukaryota, Metazoa, Chordata, Actinopteri, Moronidae. The transcript is spliced from 29 exons. Gene Ontology annotation, molecular function: histone H3K79 methyltransferase activity. The record is from RefSeq and is a predicted model, not a curated record. The coding region runs from base 307 to 5172 and encodes 1621 amino acids.